Messenger RNA from Musa acuminata AAA Group (dessert banana), 2683 nucleotides. Its product is annotated as pentatricopeptide repeat-containing protein At3g29230-like. NCBI's taxonomy places the organism in Eukaryota, Viridiplantae, Streptophyta, Magnoliopsida, Zingiberales, Musaceae. Bases 237 to 1766 code for a protein of 509 amino acids. The transcript is spliced from 2 exons. The record is from RefSeq and is a predicted model, not a curated record. Gene Ontology annotation, molecular function: protein binding.
CCAGGUUUGAUUAUAACGGCAACUGGUAACGUCAUCUCUCCCUCGUUCCUCUCCCUUUCUCGGCCUUUCUCCUUCCGCUUCACGUCCAACUGGCGACCGCCAACUUCUCUUCGCCGAUCCCAUCUGCAUCCUCGCUCACCAUCGCCGCUGCCACCGAUGUCGAUCGCCUGGCCGCCAUCCUCGGUUCGGCGACCCCGAUUCCCCUCCCCCAGCUCAACCAAAUCCACGCUCACAUCAUGCGCUACUUCUCCGGUGCCUCUUUCUCUUCUGCCUUUCUCCUUCCCCUUUUCAAUGUCGCCAUCCGCUCCCUCUCCAAGUCUCCACUUACCUCCGCCCCGUUUGCUGCCCUCCGGCUCUACCUCCUCAUGACCCGCGCUUCUCUCCACCCCGGCCGCUUCACCCUCCCCUUCCUCCUCAACUGCUCCGCCGCCAUCCCCUCCCUCCCCCUUGGCUCUGAGCUCCACUCCCGCGCCCUCCGCUCUGGCCUCCUCGCCGUCCUCCCCGUCUCCAACGCCCUCGUCGACAUGUACGGCAAGUGCGGCUCCCUCCUCCUUGCCCGCGCUGCCUUCCUUGAUAUACCCCUCAAGGACGUCGUCUCCUUCAACGCCCUCCUCGGCGCCCACGCUCGUCUUGGUGCCGACAUGCCUUCCGCCCUGCGGUUAUUCGACGCCAUGCCCCACCGGAACGUCAUAUCCUGGAACGCCUUGAUUGUCGGCUACGCCAAUGCCGGCGACCUGUCCUCCGCCAGGGCCGUCUUCGACCGGAUGCCGGUCCAAAACACCGUCUCUUGGACCGUCAUGGUGGUUGGGUACUGUAAAACUGGCGCUGUCGUUGCCGCCAGAGAACUGUUCGACCGAAUGCCCGAAAAGAACCUGGUAUCAUCGACUGCGAUGAUCACCGGGUACUCCCAAUGUGGAAUGCCUAAGGAGGCUUUUGUGCUGUUCCGCCGGUUGGAACGGCAGAGGAUUGAGCCAGACGCAGCCACAAUGGUCGGUGUCAUUUCUGCAUUGGCUCAGUUAGGGAGUGUGGAGUUGGCGAACUGGGUUGGGUCGUAUGUUGACCGCAAGAAGAUCGACAGGAAUGAACGUGUUCUCACUGCACUUGUGGAUAUGCAUGCCAAGUGCGGGAAUGUCGAGAAAGCCCUUCAUGCAUUCGAGGAGAUACAUUUCCCGGACGCAUACUCAUACACGGCUCUCAUCAAUGGACUGGCGUCCCAUGGACAUGAAUUGAAGGCGCUUGACAUUUUUGACAGGAUGCAAAAGGAGGCGAUCAAGCCAGAUCCGAUCACGUUUGUUGGCGUGCUGAGUGCCUGUAGCCAUGCAGGGCUUGUUGACAAGGGGCUCGAGUACUGGGAAAGCAUGUUCCGUGUCUAUGGUAUCGAUCGGAGGGCCGACCACUAUGCUUGUGUCGUAGACAUGCUUGGACGGGCAGGGAGGCUUAAACAAGCUUAUGAAAUGAUUCAGAGCAUGCCGAUGGGGCCUCAUCCCGGAGCCCUUGGGGCAUUGCUUGCAGCUUGUAGGACUUAUGCAAAUAUUGAGAUUGCAGAGAGUGUUGCAAAAGAGCUCUUUAAGCUGGAGCCCAAUAAUACAGGGAAUUAUAUACUUCUAUCCAGUAUAUAUGCUGAGAGAGGACAAUGGGAGGAUGCUGCAAGAGUUAGAGCAAUGAUAAGGGGCAGAAAAUUCAACAAGCUUCCAGGAUUGAGUUGGAUUGACGAACAGCAGAGAGGCCUUAGAUUUCAGAAUAAGGUACUGAUGCACAUCAAAUGAGGAACAGAUUUAUGUAUCACCUCUUUUGUUGGUCAGUCCUAGACAAGGUGAUGAUUUGUUGCGAACGCAAAUAAUGGUGAUGAUUGGUCGACAAGGCAAAGAGGAUUGAUGGUUGCCAGGGGUUCUUGUUUAUUUUGGUGCAACAAGAAGUAUCCAGUACGGUGCGCUUUCAGGUAAAAACCAUUUGUGGUAGGCAAUUAUGCCUCAGGCCAUCUGUUAUAUGUGGCAAAAUGAGACAAAGACUAUGGAAUAGUGUUAGUCAAAUGGGAGAAUCAACUUUGUAUCGUAUAGUCUUUCUUUUGUUUCCAAGGACCAUCAUGGAAACAUGAUGGUAACAUGGAGGAAGAAAUAUUCGCAGCUAGAGAGUAUCUGAAUAUCCUGAAUUUUGAGCUCUAUCAGUUUCUAUUACUGCUACUUGAUCCAGUCCAUCGAUCUGGCUGCCGCUUGUUUAUUUCUUUGGGAUGUGAUAUCUGGGGGGUCCUAAGAUGGCUAACGUGUCUGAUUCUUUCAAAUUGAUCUAUACGCUGUCAGAGCAUAUAGCAGUGGCUGUGAUUAAAUCUCCUUAGCCAUAUACACCUGUUGAGAUAAGUCAGUGUCAGAAUUCAAAACAUUUAUUCUCUGUUUAUUUCACAGAGCAUUUGAAAUUGGUAUCAAAAUGUAUGUGUGGACAGCCAGGAAAUAACUUUGUUUGUGUGAGACACCAAAACUGGUGGGUGGCCAUGGACUUAGGUUGCUAUGGAGUGGUCUCUGAUGAUUGUUGGUUUAGCUGGAGGGAUAUCCUUUUUCCAGCUCAUCUCGGGCCUCCUCUGUGAGUAUGCUUCUUUAGCAUAAUCUAUGGGAGAGCCAGUUGAUAUAUAGCUUGAUUUAGAUUGUAAAGAAUAUUUAUAUAUGGUAGAUAAGUCUCUUAUGAUGCUCUA